GAAGAAGACUUUAUCGAGGAACAAGGACUCUCCUGAUCCUCCUUUGGACUCCGAUGAUCAAGCAGACCUGGAAGAAUCAAACAAGAGGUUCCAGGCGUUGUACAAGGAGAUCGGUGACACCAUGGAGUACCAGACCCUCCACUAUGCGGUACCUUUCAAAACUCGUUUGACCCCUGAGAUCGAGGAUGCUGUGAAGCACGUGUAUCUUCAAAUAAGGCGCCUCAGACAAAUGGCCGAGCUGAAGCAGGUCACUUUGAUCUUGAUGAGCGGUGGCAAGGUGGAGUUUAUGUGGGUCCGUCACAUGAGCUACGGCAAGGACAUGUUGUUCGCUUUCCAUCGGGAAGAGUUGCCAGUUUUCUGGCGCCGUCUCGAAGAGCUGCAGGUGUUUGGACAGAUGACGAGAGUCCAGCUGUUCGACUUCUGGGAGGCCGCACACCACAACUCAUGGCAUACAGAUCCUUUAGUCCUUCAGAACCUUCAGAAGUUCCCUCAAAUCAUGGAGAUCCACUGGGGCAUCCUUGGCAUUAUGGGAAGUGCAGCAGUUGUUCACGAGGGCGGCGCGAAGAAAACCCAGAGGAAAGGCUACAAGUUGGACAACUGGUUGCCAAAUGUGACUCGGUUCCUUGCGAAGUUUGCUGGGGAGUUCAUGGGCGCAGAGCAGUUUGCCACAGUGGUGAUACAGCGUAAUGGCGGUGGUAAAGCCCAUCGGGACUUUCAUAACUUCCCUGGAUCCCGUAACUGGUUGUGUCCUUUGACUUCCUUCGAAGGCGGCGGUUUAUGGACUCAGCUAGAGGGCUCAGAAGAGAAGGAGGGUUCCUUUGAGGUUGUGGAGAAGGAAGUGAAGCCAAGUUUGCGUGUACAAGGUCGUGUUCGCGAGACCAAAAAGGGGGAGGUGUUCUCCUUCAAUCCCAUGAUGUGGCAUGAAGUGCAACCUCAUGCUGGAGAUAGGGUCAUGGUCAUUGCAUAUACACCGAGGCUCAGUAACUUGGACGGGGCCGAAGCUGAUUACUUGAAAGACCUCGGGUUUCCAAUCUUCGGUGAGGAGGAGACUCAGUCUUUGCAUGACCAAGUUGUUCCUGAUCCUCCAGGGGACGAGGAGCGCGUGCUGGCCAAGGACUUGCGUCAGGCGGGCAAGCUUGUCGAAAGGGAAGCGGAGAAGGUGGAGUUUAGCAUAACUCAGAUGCUAGACCAAGCAGCUCGAAGACUUUCUCAGCAAGACAGGGCUAUGCUUCGAGUGUGCCUGAAGGCGGCCUCUGAGACAAACGAGCCGGACUACGAAGACCUUCUCGAGUCCCUGGAGGGCGAGCUUCAAGUGGUUCAUACCGUUCCUCUCUCCCAGGUCAAGCCGGUCGUUGACAGAUGGCAUGCAGCCAUACGCAAAGAGCUUGACAACCUCUUCAAUGGAGGAACUUUGGUGGAGAUAAGUCGCGAGGAGGCGCGCUGUUUAGAACGCCAAGGAGUCUUGAGAUUGGUGCCGAGCAAGGGCGUACAUACGCUCAAAACUCCGGCUAACAAGAACGAGAAGUACAAGAGAAAAUAUCGCCUUGUGCUCUGCGGCAAUCUUGCCGCUCCUGAAGAGCAGUUCGGCUCGCUGUAUGCAGGAGGCGCAUCGGCCGAAACGUUCAGGACUGUGCUGGCAGUAGCUGCUGGAAAAGGGUGGCUCGGCGCAACCGCCGAUAUCACAGGGGCAUUCCUCCUUGCACCUUGGCCAGAGCACCUUCACAGAUACGCG
This is a messenger RNA of Symbiodinium pilosum, 1732 nucleotides long. NCBI's taxonomy places the organism in Eukaryota, Dinophyceae, Suessiales, Symbiodiniaceae. The record is from the annotation of a GenBank genome assembly.